This is a messenger RNA of Ictidomys tridecemlineatus (thirteen-lined ground squirrel), 2286 nucleotides long. It is a transcript of the gene Mrps27, whose product is annotated as mitochondrial ribosomal protein S27. Gene Ontology annotation, cellular component: mitochondrion. Gene Ontology annotation, molecular function: protein binding. The record is from RefSeq and is a predicted model, not a curated record. NCBI's taxonomy places the organism in Eukaryota, Metazoa, Chordata, Mammalia, Rodentia, Sciuridae.
CACAGGGAGGACUGUGUCCCGCCCCUUCCCUGCCUACGGCCCCCGGCCGGCCCUCCUCAUGGUACGCUCCAAGAUGGCGGCCCCCAUGGUGCGGCGCUGGCUGCUUCUGGCUCGGAAAGUUCCUCUGCCUCACCUCUCCCCUGCAGGAAAAAGAUGUCUGCUUUCUGCAGCAUAUGUGGACAGCCACAAAUGGGAAGCAAGACAAAAAGAACAUUGUCACCUCGCUGAUCUCGCAUCUUUAAUGGACCAAACAUAUGAGAGAAAGUUGCCUGUUAGUUCUUUAACAAUCUCACGGUUUGUGGACAACAUUUCAUCUCGAGAAGAGAUAGAUCAUGCAGAAUAUUACCUUUACAAAUUUCGACAUAGUCCCAACUGCUGGUACCUAAGAGAUUGGACUAUCCACACUUGGAUUAGACAGUGUCUAAAAUAUGGUGCAGAAGACAAAGCUUUGUAUACCCUUGUAAAUAAGGUUCAAUACGGAAUUUUUCCAGAUAACUUUACAUUCAAUUUACUGAUGGAUUCUUUCAUAAAGAAAGAAAAUUACAAAGAUGCUUUAUCUGUGGUUUUUGAGAUCAUGAUGCAAGAAGCCUUUGAAGUGCCUUCCACCCAGCUUCUCUCCCUGUAUGUUUUAUACCACUGUCUGGAAAAGAAGACAGACUUCAGUUGGGAAGAAGAGAGGAACUUUGGUGCAUCCCUAUUACUUCCAGGCCUAAAACAAAAGAAUUCAGUGGGUUUGAGUUCCCAGUUGUAUGGCUAUGCACUUCUUGGGAAGGUGGAAUUGCAGCAUGGGCUACGAGCUGUGUACUACAACAUGCCUCUGAUGUGGAAACCAGGCUACCUUGACAGAGCCCUUCAAGUGAUGGAGAAAGUGGCCUCUUCCUCAGAAGACAGAAAGCUGUGUCGAGAAGCGCUCAAUGUGCUAGAAGGAGUGCUGCACACACUGACUUCCCCAGCUGAAGAAACUUCUGAGAAACAGUCCCAAGAAAGUGACGACAACCAGGGCUCCAAAAACCUGGUGGAGCUGCUAGACAUAGAGGAACCAGAACAAUCCAAGCUGCCCCGAUACCUGGAACGAUUUAAGGCCUCACAGUCCAAGCUUCAGGCUCUGGGCCGAAUAGAGUCAAAAAGCCUUUUGACUCUGACCACACAGCUUGUCAAGGAAGAGCUCCCCACCUGUGAGGCAGAGGACCUCGCCACCUAUGAGCAGAAGCUGCAGCAGUGGCAUCGGGAUAUGAUGCAGUUGAUUCAGAGGGAGCAGGAGCAGAGGGAGAGAGCGAAACGGGAGCACCAUACCCGGAAAGCCGCAAAGGGAGCAGCUUAACAGGCCCCAGGUUAUCCCUGCACAAGAACCUCCCUAGGCUGCCUCAGCACUCACCAGCGACAGAGCAGGUCCCCAGCCUCCACCAGCUGGCUUCUCAGAUCAAGUUUCAGGUGGCCCAAAAACCAUGAUGUGCUACGUAUCAAGACACUGUGACUGCCCAGCCAGAAACCAAGAAGGGCUGAGAACUCAGAAAGUGGCAAAUGGUUGGGCUGAAGCCAUCAGCUGAAUACCUUAAAAGGGACUUUUGAGGCUCUUGAUGGUGCAGGGAUCCUUUGUGAGUAUGGAAGGUUGGCAGUACAUAGUGAGGGAGCUGGGGGUGGGCACUGUGGCUAAAGAGCCAGGGCUCCCUGCCCUCUGCCCAGGCACAUCAGGCCUCACUACCCUCUCUGUGAACUGACCAUGGGUGCUCACUAUUCCACUCCUCCUUCUCCCCCGUCUUGCCCAUAUGAUUCUGCUCCGGGAAAAGUUCAGAACAGGAGUGUACUCAGGACCAUGACUCGCUGGAUUUAAAUUUUAGACACUGAUGGUAACAUUUUGAGAAUGUAAAAGCCUUUGAGGAGAAACCUAGCCCUAGUUGUGAAGCCUUCUCAGCAUGGCUUCAUCACAUUGGGGUAAUUUUUCCAAAGCAUUGUCUAGCUCCGUUUUCAAGGAGGUAGAAAGAGCCUUUUGUGUGUGCAUGCACACACAACACACACACACACACACACACACACACACAUUUUUUGGUUAAAGAAGUUGGAGAAAAUGAGAGAUGGGUUGGGUCCUGAAGUGCACAGAUGAUAUGCAGAAUUGUGAAACUGUCAGAAGAUGGGAAAUCCCUUUUUGAAGUUUUCUCCUCUGUGAAGGGGUCAGGGGACAGCUUUUGCUUGCUACGUAAUGUUGCCUUUAAGGUCAAUGGUGUAUUUUUCUUGAGGAUUGUGCUCAUUUAUCAAGAAACUAUGAAAAUAAAGAAUAAAAUGAAAUAA